ACCUGACUAAAGUGUUGUUGGUAGCGCAUCGGAAGACCACUCGGAUGACCUUAGACCCCCGACCCUGCUCUGUCGCGGUAGUCCUUUUUAACGCGCCACGUUGGACUGUUGAAGCAGGAAGCUGCCGACGUCACAGCAGGAAGAGAAACGGCGUGGACUCCGUCAAUUCGGCUCUUCCACCCACAACCUAGUGAGCAUCGACGGGUCUCCGCAGAUGAAGUGCCGGGCUUCCUGACUCCUCCUCGGCAGCUCAGCUAAACGACGAGCGACAUGUCGACAGCACGAUCAGACUACGGAACACCCGAGGGAACCUCGGCGGUCCGACUCCGUUGUUGCCCUCACCGCGAAGCACACAUGCCCCGUGCGUGCGGGGCUCCAAGUCCAGUCGAGCGGUCUUCCUCUCCGCAGCCGCCGAUCUCCGCUCACUUCAUUGAGUCUCGGCGUCCCGAAUCUCGUCCCCACUAUUUCUAGUCCCGGUUGUGUCCGUCUCAGGUUCCGAAUCCGUCCAGCAGGCACCUCCGUCACAGCUGGGCAGGCGGGACGGGACGCACGCGCCGCUCUGUGACGUCACUCGCUGGUCAUCAGGCAGGAGUUUCCUCGUAUUACAAGGUUGGACACACAGGUCCGUAAUUCAAGGGAUAUAUGCCCAAACGUAGCAAGACUUCGCACGAUAGAGAAAACUCAGAUGGAUGACUCACGCAUCAUGUGUGCACGAACCCUCAUACACACACACCACAGGACGCCUGUGGAUCUGUGGGUGACGGUGUCGUCCUGCAGUGAUGGAUCUGACGGAGAUCUCACUCUCAACCCCCGUGAAAAGAAACAUAUUGUCUGAAUGGGGUUGGACUCAUCGUGAAAAAAACGUAAAUAUGGAUACUGGAGCAAUUACAAAGGUGGACGAGAUUAUGGAAGGUAAAGUUAGAUUCAUUACCUUAUUAAAGAAUAAUCUACUAGUCGUCUAGUAUAGAAGUAUUACGAUGGUAAAAUGCAAAAGAAGCAGUUAUACACGAAUUAAAUGCAUUAAAAGUCAAUUUUGGAAAAGCACAAAUAGAAAAUUCGCUCUGCUGUUACGUCAUCAUUGUGCGUCACUGUUGGAAAACGUGGACCCUUUCGGGGAGAGUGUUUUUCACUUGAACCAUGGCUUCGUUGCAAGAACCAGAAGUUCAGCUGGCUCAGAGAUUGGCCUCGAACCAGAAACCUAUUCGGACCCGAGCCAUGAAGAAGCUGCGAAAAUAUGUGCAAGUGCGAUCUCAGAAAGUUGGAGGGGGAUUCACCCUGGACGAGCUACUGAAGCUGUGGAAAGGCCUUUUCUACUGUCUGUGGAUGCAGGAUAAACCCCUGCUGCAGAUGGAUCUUUCCAAGAUCAUUGCCUCCAUGAUCCACAACUUCCAUGACCUCGAUGCCCAGCUGCUGUACCUCCGGGCGAGUCUGCAGACUUUCAAGAGGGAGUGGAACGGCAUUGACCGCCUCAGGAUGGACAAGUUCUUCCAGCUGGUGCGCUACAUGUUCCAUCAAAGCUUUGAAUUGCUGAGGAGGAAGACGUGGGACAGCAGGGGAGUGGACGGAUUCUUGCAGGUAGUUCACGACGAGCUCCUGCGGAGUGGCUGUGAGGCGCCCAGCGGUCUGCAAAUCCAUGUUCUGGACGUCUACCUGACAGAGCUGGCGGCAGUCGGUGCUCAGGAGCUCAAUGCCGACCAGAACCUGCAGUUCAUCCAACCGUUCUGUAAAAUUGCGGCUGAAACAAAAAACAUGCUUCUCUUCAAGUCCAUCUGCAACAACAUCUUCAGCACAAUCACCAACCAGGCUCCAUUCGCUAUUGAGGACUUGAUCCAGGAGUUGAAGAGAGCGAAGACCUCAUCCUCCAGUCAGGACUCGGACUCUGGGCAAGCCUCGGAUGAGGGCAUGGACAGUGAAGACCAGGUUGAAAUCCAGAAGGAGGAGAGGGACAACAUCGCUAUUAAGCAGAUGAAUGGAAUAAAACCUCUGGAGGUAGAUGAUGAUGACCUUGUGAACCUGGAGGAUUCGGAGGUUCCUCCUGAUGAAGAUGACAUUAGUCCGGUGCUGCAGUUUGACUACGGCGCCGUUGCAGACAAGCUUCUGGAACUGGCAAGUCGUCAGAAAGUACCGAGUUGCAACCGCAAGAAACUGUACAGCAUCAUCAAGACAUUCCGGAACCUGAGUGAAGGUAUCUUUCCUCAGGAGCACAGACCUGCACCUCAAGAGCCUUCCAGUGAUGAAGAGGACGAGGAGAUGUUGGACAGCAGGAACAUCCUGAAGAGAGCCAGGGAGAUGCUGGGAGUGGGGGACGGCGCGCCUGCUGCCAAGAAGAAGAAGAAGAAGAGGAGGAGGAGGAAGAAGAAAGGACAGUCUCCAACUGAUGGUCUCGACCGAGAGGAGGGAGGAGAUGACGAAUCUGAGCAGUUGGACAAACAAGGCAAGGAGAAAGGGAAGAAGAAAACCAAGUUGACUGACGACCAGCAGAACAGUGAGGUGAAAGAAAGAGCUGCUGGACAGACACCAGUGCUGGAUCUGGCCGGUCUGGCGGACUUAAACAAGGAACCUGCGCCGUCUAGUUUGACGGCGCAGCCAGAGGGUGUAUCGGACACAGCUGCCAAGGGGGGCAGGGAGAAAAAGGAAAAGAAGAAGAAGAAGAAAAAGGAGGAGGAGGAGCAGGAGGAGGGUUGUGGUGAUGAUGAAGUGCCGACGGACUCUGCAGAAACGGGUAGUGGAGGGGUCCCUGGUGCCACAGCGUCACAGCCAUCAGUGAAGGAGGAGGCUCACCAAAGAGCCACGGAUCCCUCACUGCCAGGAGACGUGGACACUUGCCAUGUCAAUGAAGAAACCUCGACCUCUGCUUCCACUGUCAAAGCCAAGUUACCUGUGAAGAGAAAGAAAUGCUUGAAAAACACUUUGUCCCUGAAUUCAGUAGAGGCUGAAGGCUGUGAUUCUGAGGAGGGCACGCCCCAACUCAUCCGGAAGAAGAGGAAGAGUGAGGUGAGGGCGCACGAGACACUGCCCAAUACUGAUGAAGGUUUGGGCCUUGACGUCACCAGCAGCUGUGCGAAGAAAAAGCAGGCAGCUGUCAUGCCUGAGACUGGAGGCAGUGAGGCUUCUGUGACCAAGAAAAAGAUCCCUGUCGUAUUUGAGUUUGAGGCUGAUGACGUGGCCAAUGGAGCAGGGGAGCUGACUGACCCCUCGGAGGAUGUAGCUGUGCUGAAGCCCAUGAACUCCAAAGGGAAGACAAAGCUCCCGAAGUCAGGAUUUGUGACCUUCCAGGAAAAGAGUCGGGCACCCACGCCGCUUUUCUGCAGGACCAAGGCAGGCCAGGAGACCCCCAAAGCAUCUAAGAAGGUUAAAAAAAUCCCCAAGUCUGAGUCCAAGAAAGUCACCUUCCACCUGCUGAAGAACCAAACUGCAGAGUUCCGAAAGUCUGACCGCAGUCUUCUUCUGAGUCCACAUGGAGCCUCCAGAGUGGCCUUUGACCCUGAGCAGAAGCCCAAGUCUGGGGUCCUCAAGUCUCCACCAACCCCUGAUCCCACGUGCACCAUGCCAGCGAGAAGGAAGACCACAGUGGAGAAAACACGGAGGAGACCGUCUGCUGCUGACUUCUUUUGAUGGACUGCAGGAGGACGACUUUGUUUUUCUUAUUACAACGAAAAUGUAGUGGUGGCUUGGCUUGACCUGACGCUGGGCAGCUGGAACAAUAAAUGAUAACAAGUCUCAUUGCGAAAAUGUCAUUUCUUGUUUUAAAACCAACACAAAGACACAAAUAACAAAAUAUGGAAGAAAAAAAGAAAAUUUGUAAUCUGUGUAACAAAGUACUCUGACAAGAAGUGGGCAUGUUGACAUGGGCGCAAACAGGAUGUGCACUCCCUCCAACAUUACUGCUAAAGUAGGGUUAGGGUUAAAUAAAGGUGCUGGGGGGAGGCCCAGCACCUGCACUGGCCAGGCAGCGCUUCCCCAGGACAU
This is a messenger RNA of Synchiropus splendidus (mandarinfish), 3969 nucleotides long. Its product is annotated as ribosomal RNA processing protein 1 homolog A-like. The transcript is spliced from 17 exons. Gene Ontology annotation, cellular component: preribosome, large subunit precursor; nucleus; preribosome, small subunit precursor. The record is from RefSeq and is a predicted model, not a curated record. Lineage: Eukaryota; Metazoa; Chordata; Actinopteri; Syngnathiformes; Callionymidae. Gene Ontology annotation, biological process: rRNA processing. The coding region runs from base 1138 to 3615 and encodes 825 amino acids.